Aedes aegypti (yellow fever mosquito) is the source of this 4178-nucleotide messenger RNA. RefSeq names its product M-phase inducer phosphatase. Lineage: Eukaryota; Metazoa; Arthropoda; Insecta; Diptera; Culicidae. Gene Ontology annotation, molecular function: protein tyrosine phosphatase activity. Bases 559 to 2373 code for a protein of 604 amino acids. Gene Ontology annotation, biological process: positive regulation of G2/MI transition of meiotic cell cycle; protein dephosphorylation; G2/M transition of mitotic cell cycle. The record is from RefSeq and is a predicted model, not a curated record. The transcript has 3 exons. Gene Ontology annotation, cellular component: cytoplasm; nucleus.
UUAUGUUGAGCUCUCGAUUGUGUAUGUCAUCGCCUGCUGCUAGAAGGGAAGAAGGUCUCCUCGGUACACGGGCCAGCAGUUGAUCGGAGCCGAUAGAACUGGAAGUUAGUUGAGUUCAGCGCUUCAAGGCGAGCGGAAGCAGCUCCAGAGACUUACGAAAAGCCCAAAGAACCCGAACCUUAAUGUGGUAGCAUAAGUGGGAGUAGGCGGUGAAGGACUUUGGAAACUUUCUCAGGCUUUCGGAUGAUGAGGAUCACUGUAUGAUAACGAAGAGAGAGAUUAGUGAUUAACAACAACGUGAACGCGGUGCACUUGUUUUUUGACAGAGCGAUAACACACGAGACAAUGAGAUGAGGACUUGCUCCGAUUAGAUUACGGGAAAUUAAAGUGAUCCAAGUGAACGUUGCGUGAGAAUUCGAUCGAAAAUGGUUGCCGAGUGACGGUCGACAAGAGUUACAAGAAGCGUGUGUGUGUUGAUCGAAAGUGCGAGUGCGAUCGAGUUGAAUCGAACCUAAAGGACUUAAUUGAAAAGUGCCGGCCGAAAAGAACACUUUCAAAAUGAUGUUGGAAAAUAUCGACUUCGAUCUCUCCGAGUGUACAAGUCGCAUUUCGACCACCUUCUCGCUGAACUCAGCCGGCAGGUCACCGGCUAGCCGCCUGACGGAACAGCGACAGCGCAGCGUUCAGCGCCGGCUGCACAUUGCACCGCUCCGUAUGGACAACAAGUUCCUAGGAUCGCCGGGCAAGGAGAAUCUGCCGACCGAGGAGGAGCUCUCGUUCUACCAUGGCAACAGCCCCCAAGCCAGCCCUCGGCCAUGCAGCCCAUGCGACUGCCCCGAGGACACCACCGAGCUGCUCCCCUCCGAGGUCACCCCGAACAAACAGACCAUCAUCAGUGCGACCUUGCUCGAGGGCACCGGACCGGGAAGCGCCAACCGGCUGCGACGACCCCUGGAAGACUAUGACCCCAACUCGAUGGACUCCGGCUAUGGCGCGAGCGUAUCCAGCGAAGGCCACAAGAGUCAAUCGCUGUUUCGUUUCAUCCAGCCGUCCGCUCCCCGUCAGAAUUCGACCGCCGUUUCGCCAGCUGCCAACCCGAUGCGGAUCUUCCACAGCCUCUCAUCCGGCUCGAUGGAAUCCAUGGACGACAUCGACAUGGAGCUGUUCGAGAUGGACACCCUGGACGAUAAUGCUCAACUGCCCAGCAAUCUCAACUCGCUGAUCUGCGGGGACAUCAAAGCGACCAAGACCACCCCGGAAGCCAAGCGGCCAUUCUUCCGACGUUGUCUGAGCCUCUCAGAAAACCCAAUCGCUCGACGCGCCAAGUCCAAUCUCAUCUUCGGAUCGCCUGUCGCAAGCAGCUACCAGUCGCCUGCCAAGACCCCGGAGCGCCUGCGAGCUACUCCGGACAAAGAAAACCUCAGCAUAACUCCAUUCGCCUCCCGACCAGACCCAACACGCUGCUUCAAACGUCCGGAACCACCGGGAAUCAGCCCCAUUCAAAGCAAGCGCCACAAAACCGAAGUUCUUACCCCAGUCAGCUCGUUGCGCACCGUAGAACCCUCUCCACGUGACAGCCCCUCCCUCUUGACCGUACCGUCGAAGCGACCGAUCCUGCAAAAGUCCAUCUCCAUGAACGAUGCCCACAUCAUGAGUGCCCUCUCGCGGUCCUCCACGGAGCCAGACCUCAUCGGGGACUUCAGCAAGUCGUACGUGCUGCCCCUGAUCGAGGGCCGCCACCGGGACCUGAAAUCCAUCACGCCGACCAUCAUGGCCGAACUGCUGCGCGGUACCUUCGACCAUCAGAUUGCCUCGUUCAAGAUCAUCGACUGCCGGUACCCGUACGAAUUCGAGGGCGGCCACAUCCGAGGCGCCAAGAACCUCUACACCCAGGAGCAGAUCCUGGAAGAACUGAUCAAAAGCAAGACUGAACCGCCCACGGUGGCGGAAUCCUCCGUCGCCGAAGCACCCCUGAAGCGCCACAUCAUCGUGUUCCACUGCGAGUUCUCCUCCGAGCGGGGGCCUAAGCUAUCUCGCUUCUUGCGCAAUCACGAUCGGAUCCUGAACUCGGACAGCUACCCGGCGUUGCACUAUCCGGAGAUCUAUUUGCUGCACGGCGGCUACAAAGACUUCUUCGCCCUGCACCCGGACCUGUGCGACCCGGUAGCCUACCGGCCGAUGCUGGAUCCGCUGUUUGGGGACGCGUAUCGGCACUUCCGGUCCAAGAGCCGCAGCUGGAACGGUGGCGAUGUGGUCAGAGGGUCGGCCAUGGCCGGUCCCGGCCCCAGUGGGUCCGGCGGACUGGGAGGCGGUGGUGGCGGCGGCGGCGGUGGUACUCGACUUGUCAAGUCCCGCUCGAGGUUGGUACUGUGAGAGGCGUUAGACUGAUUCAGGAGGCCCCCACUUCCGCUUUAGAUGCCGACUUUUCUUGUUAGUUUAUUUUUUGUAGGGAAGUUCAAAGAAGUGAACAGUUUUUUUUGUUUGUUUAUUGAUUUUAUUUUUUACUUAUUUUAUACGAGAAAAUGCUCCUUCGAGCAAAAUUAGACAUUUUCCGUUUAGUUUUUUGAAAACUUUUUCUUUGAUUUCUUUUAUAAGAUCAUUUUUAGUUUGUUCAGCAACUUCUUUUCGGCAAUACAGAACGUUCCGGGAGGCACCAGUAAUAGUAGUAGUGGUAAGGAGAGAAAGAGACGUAAAUUAGCAGCGAACAAAUUAACGAAAGUUGUAUUUUCGCCCUAUAUUUUACGCAUUCAAUAGUUUAGGAAGUUUUUUUUUGUUUGUUAUCCACAUAUUUUAUCUGUGAUUUAGCCUUUUUCUUGGAUUUGAAUUUAACGAGGAUUUUAACGAUACUUUUAUUUUCUAUUGAUAACGAAAAAGCGAGAGAGAAAAAGAGACGGGGCAUACACUGAAACAAAAAUGCAAACUUUUAGAGAGAACGAACCUUAGUAGGCCAAAUUAGUCAAGACUUAUGCAAAAUUCAACCGAACCGAACAAUGCAAAAAUACGUUUGGCAGUUAGACUGAAAGGAGCAGUUACGUGACAACUUUCCUUGUAAAACAAUCUUAUUGAACAAUCACCUUUGUAGAAAAUUUGUAUAAAUAUAAAAAAUCGGUAAAAAUAACCCCGUUUCUUGCAAACUCAACUGUACAUUUAAACACGAGACACGAGCAUCGAGACAACGCAAGCCCAAUGAACUAUCGCAUAGCCUCUAAGACACACCUUUAAAAUCUAUUGUUUUUCCCCCUCUGGAGAGAAUCUUUUUAUAUGUACCCUACACAUAUUCUUCUCUUCGACUAUACCGACUUUUAACCCAAGGUGAAAAAGUGCAAAUUAAAGCUAGGUAAUAUUGUGUGAAAAUGUGUUCGUGUGUAUGCGUGUGAGAUCGUCGCUAUGGAAACACACGAUCCGCAGGGCCUGCUAUGAUUCCGACAAACAUUUUCAAACUGUACAAUGCACUCCUAUUGGAUCAAACUAUUAGCGUCUAAAAGACUAUUGCAGCCCCAAAUCCAUUGUCCUAGACAAAACAACCCCCUCUUUUCGAGUCGGAACUGGCUGAGCUCCUGUUGGUCGCGUUUCGCAAAGCGAUUUCGUAUAUUCUCUCUUUUUGUGUGUUCAGUUUGUUUUAAAACUAGCGAAAGUUGACGGAUGAGAGUGAGAGAGAGAACGGGUGUGAGUGAGCAAAGAAUGAAAAUUCAAAACAAUCGAUUUCGACUGAAUUUUAAGAUGUGUAUAAAGCGAACACAUAGAUUAAUAUAUAUUUAAAAAAAAGUAACCGUAACGAAUGCGACGUUUUUUUACAAAUUAUAAACAACGAAAUAAGUGCAAAAAUAGCUUGAUACCCUUAUUAGUGUGUAAGAAAAAGCGAGAGAUAAAGACGUAAAAAAGGAAGAAAAAAAAACAAAAAAUUACUAGCAGCCGAAUUGCUGCGUAUAAAUUAAUAUUAUUUUCGGAUAUAGUCUCGUUUAGAGUGUAGUAAAUGGACCAGAUUUUAAUUUAUAUUGUCACUGUAUAAAAAAACGAGGAACGGGGUGUAGAAUCAUCCUGUGUCCGAUGCUAAGACUGUACAUAUAACGCAUUUCUUUUCUAUGAAAAAGAUUUCAGCACAAGUGCACAACGCAAGGCCGUUGUCGGGCGGUCGAGUCUCUGGACUGAAAAUAAAGAAAACACGUUUUUAAAAAUUA